GUUGUGCGUUCCUCACAUACUGCGCCCGAGACUCUGCCAUCAAAGCCCAGACAGCACUGCAUGAGCAGAAGACUUUGCCAGGGAUGGCGCGCCCGAUUCAAGUGAAACCCGCAGACAGCGAGAGCCGUGGAGGGGACAGGAAGCUCUUUGUGGGCAUGUUAAAUAAGCAACAGUCUGAGGAUGACGUGCUCCGGCUCUUUGAACCAUUUGGGGUCAUUGAUGAAUGUACAGUGCUCCGUGGACCUGAUGGUAACAGCAAAGGCUGUGCUUUUGUAAAGUUCUCAUCUCACACAGAGGCUCAGGCAGCAAUCCACGCACUCCAUGGCAGCCAGACAAUGCCCGGCGCCUCCUCCAGUCUAGUGGUGAAGUUUGCUGACACAGAUAAGGAGAGGACCCUCCGUCGUAUGCAGCAAAUGGUGGGGCAGCUGGGGAUAUUCACUCCAUCUCUCACCUUGCCGUUCAGCCCAUACAGCGCCUAUGCGCAGGCUGUGAGUAUCACGCGUGUGUGUGUGGGGAAGGGCUGCCCUCUUGGCCAUGGGGCAGCACCAUACCUGGGCUGGGAGACCACAAACAGGUCUCUGUGGGAUGUCCUCUCUUCCUGCUCUCCAGGGCUACAUUCACCACCUCUCCUGGGAACAGCAGCCAUGCCGGGACUGGUGGCACCCAUUUCAAAUGGAUUCACUGGAGUGGUACCAUUCCCAAAUGGGCAUCCAACCUUGGAAGCAGUUUACACCAAUGGACUUGUGCCAUACUCAGCCCAGAGCCCUUCAGUAGCAGAGACUCUGCACCCAGCCUUCACAGGAGUUCAGCAGUAUGCAGCUGUGUAUCCAACCACUACCAUCACCCCCAUUGCUCAGAGCAUCCCUCAGCCACCUCCCAUCCUGCAGCAGCAACGAGAAGGUCCUGAAGGCUGCAAUCUCUUCAUCUACCAUCUCCCUCAGGAGUUCGGAGACAAUGAGUUGAUGCAGAUGUUCCUGCCCUUUGGCAAUAUCAUUUCCUCCAAGGUGUUCAUGGAUCGUGCCACCAACCAGAGCAAGUGUUUUGGUUUUGUAAGCUUUGACAACCCAUCCAGUGCACAGACUGCUAUCCAGGCCAUGAAUGGAUUCCAGAUUGGCAUGAAACGUUUGAAGGUGCAGUUAAAACGACCCAAGGAUGCUAAUCAUCCCUACUGACAGCAGUGAGCAAGCAGGAGUCGCUUCUGCAGCACAGGUGAAGGGAAAGUCCAGAGGAAGAAUUUCUGCUUCAGGUUGAUUUACAGAGAGGCCAGUAAAUUUAUCAACUCUUUAGACACCACUCCUUUCCUUCCUCUGCUCCCCACCUACCCACCCCAUCCUCCUGCCCUCCCACCCAAAACAUGCAAUUAAAGAGAAGGCUCAAUAUCUGCCCAGCAGGAAGAUUCUUGCCACAACGGACUCACAUAUUUGCUGCUAAUGUGGUGCAUAGCAAAGGGACCAGAAAACCAGCAGCACCUGGGGACCUGAAGCUCUUCCUUUUGGGGUAUGCCUGGAGUACAUGGACCAAGAAAACCCACUGGUGUGUCUCUAGGUUACUGCAGUGAUGUAUGGAAACAGCUCUGUCCCUCCCUUCCUCCCACCCUGUCUCCUGGCCCUUUCAUAGUUAAAUAUAAAUAUAUAUAUAUACAGUCUCUAUUUUUUUUUAAAGUGGCUCACAGGACCAAACUUUUCCAUUCAGAGACUGACUCCUUGCAAGAGGGAUUGGAAGUUAAGUGUUUACCUUUGCAACAGUGUUUUCUCAGCAAGCACUGCAGAUAGGCCUGAACAUUUUGAGAGGAUGCUUGGAUGGACAGAAAGCAAGAGAGCGAGCGAGUGCAUCUCUCUGUUCAACAUUAGCAAGAAGCAAGGAAAAAGAGAACUACAUACCUCCAGGAUUAGGGCACAGCCAGCUGCUCUGCUCGAGUCACUCAUCCACCGACCUUAGCACCAGCCUGGUUAAGGAUCUCAAGAGCUCUCAGUCUUACCUUUCCAAGGGCUUCUGCAGACAAAGCUCCUGGAAUUUGGUGCCAAAGCCUAUCCUUAGCAACUCCUCGAUCAGGCUGAAAGCACAGGAAACGAGUCCCUUUACCUACAGGAACUGUACUGCCUCCCCACAUGUGGCACAGAUCCCUAUUUCAUAGCUCUCCAUGGUAACAGAGCAUUUUCUUGAUCAAGGCAAGAGAAGAUGAGAGAAUGUGAGCAGAUGCAAUCUCCAAAACAGAGUGGCAGAAGCCUCCCAGGGGCUACACACUGCCUCCCCAUGUUGGAAGUAACCUAAUGCUGGUUAGCGGGCAGUUCUGAUUCCCAGAUGAAAUGGGACAUCUUCUUCAUCAGAAUUUAGAGAUGACUCACCUCUCACACCCUCUGCAAAGCUUUUCGAAGCAGACACAAGGAUAGUAUGAUGAAAGAGGGUUGCCAUUCUGUUUUUUCCCUACCACCCCCUCCAAAGGACAGAUUAUACAUUAUGCAGCAUAUAUAGAUACAGCUAUAUACACAUACACUUAAGCACAGAACAUAGUUCAGAGCUUGAUUUAACAAAGAUCCCCUGAGGCCGGGGGUGUGUGUGUCAUACUGACAAGGCAUAGCCCUUGAAACAGUCUCUUUAAGUUUCUACCAAAAUAAGGAAAGGAAACCUUAAUGAACUAACCCCACAAACCUUCUGAAUGAUUAGUUUCAAUAUUCCAGAGUUUGAUAAGGUACCAAGAACAUUCCCCUUUGUGUGUGUGUGUGUGUGUGCGCGCGCACGUGCAUGUGCACGUCCAAACGUGAACAGAGGGUUGGUGGAGAAAGGUUGAUGCAGUUGAUACUGGUGAGAUAUGGGGACUUUAGAGAACCCGUCAAUUCUUAUCCUCCUCCAGUUUCCCUUUGUUCAGAUGUUUGUGGCACAGUUAAGGACCUUCACAUCUCCUCAACCAUCCCUCUGUAUCUGAUGCUGAGAGUUUGAGCGAUGGAUGAAGCUGUGUGAGUCAGUGUGUUUCUAUAGUCCAUGUUUACUUACUGUAAAUACCAUUUUUAUACUUAACAUCUAUUAUGUACGUGAUUUGUAUAAUGUACUUUAUUUCUGCUACAAGUAAUUUCAUGAAGUUUAAACUUAAUCUAAUUUUGAACAAAACAAAAAAUAAAAAAAAAACCCAACAAAUGCAAAAUGGGCAAAAAAGGACUUUGUAAAUUCUAGGUCAAGCUGGUUUAAAAUAAGCAUUUACAGUUUCUUCCAUCACAGUUACUGAUGUGACUGUACAAUGUUACAGGUGCGAUACAAGCUUCGUCAGUGUCAAAUUCCUCACUCUGGUAAAAAGAAUCUUAAAUUUAUUUAAUAAAAGUUUUACUUGAUAAGUAA
Athene cunicularia (burrowing owl) is the source of this 3330-nucleotide messenger RNA. It is a transcript of the gene CELF5, whose product is annotated as CUGBP Elav-like family member 5. Gene Ontology annotation, cellular component: nucleus; cytoplasm; ribonucleoprotein complex. Gene Ontology annotation, biological process: mRNA splice site recognition; regulation of alternative mRNA splicing, via spliceosome. Bases 84 to 1172 code for a protein of 362 amino acids. The record is from RefSeq and is a predicted model, not a curated record. NCBI's taxonomy places the organism in Eukaryota, Metazoa, Chordata, Aves, Strigiformes, Strigidae. Gene Ontology annotation, molecular function: mRNA binding. The transcript has 11 exons.